Molecule: messenger RNA, 1332 nt
Organism: Anisakis simplex (herring worm)
Lineage: Eukaryota; Metazoa; Nematoda; Chromadorea; Rhabditida; Anisakidae
Source: the annotation of a GenBank genome assembly
GUUGAUGCAACUAGCUGUGCUGAUCAGUUGCAAAUAUGCGCAACAGCCACUGAACAGUAUGAACACCAAAUGGAGCAGAUUAAAAGAAUUGCCUUCAGAAAAUGUUUCCCUCAAUCACCAUGUACAAGUGAACGAAUUGCAUUCGACGACUGUUUUCACAGUUCACUAAACGCCGUACGUGCCCAUCGAAUGCAAGCACAUCACCACUCGGAUAAUUUCAUGGACACAGCAGAACGCUAUCGUGACGCGGUUGACGACUGCUUUCUCGACGAUGAUCUACCAGCAUCGUUUCCAGAUCUUUCUGCAUUUGUCGUUGAUGAGGAUGCUGUCUAUGCUCGUAUUGUGUACGGAAUGGAAUUCGCCGAUCGAUUGUGGGGCUUACCUCAAGUUGCCGUCUCCACGUCUUUGCUUGAUCCGAAAUCAGUUUGCCUCGUACGAGAAACUGUUGGACGUAUUUUUGGAAAUGGCAUCAGCCGAACAAUUGAUUCAGCAGACCCGCAAUUUAAUAAUUUGAACACGUCAUGUAUUGUGGAUGAUACUCAAGUUCAGUGUUAUCAACGUUUCCUGCAAAAUGAUGAUCAAUUCCAAUUUCUCAUCAUCACAAAAGAUCGCGCUAUGCGCGCAUGCAUCCAAAGUGUUCGUCUGCAAACUCAAUGUCGCACUGGUGACAGCUCUCGUUUACGAGUAUGUCUUUGUUCAGCGAGAGAAGAGUUUGAAAACAGAAUGCAGUCAUCUAUAUUACAGUGCAGCAAAAACUUGAAUCUAUCAUCCAUACACGAUUAUCGAAUUUACAUCGACAAAUCCAAACAAUUCACUAAAUACUAUCCAAGUAAGCCAUCUCAAAUUGAGUUCACAGAUUUUAAGGCAUUCGUAACCGAAGUGAUCCUGCGAAAUGCUGACUGCAUGAAUGAGACUAAUGAUUUUGGACAUUGUUUAGGAACUGAAAAUGCUUCUUUAAUCGUGUUCAUUUCAUGCGAUUCCGCGACAGAAAUACAACCCGAUGUACUUCUUCAAGGCGUGCAGUUCGACGGCAUAAAGAUGCCACAGAAUUCAAUACCGUCAAAUAUAGUGCUCGAUCCAAAACCAUCAAGGCCAUACUUCGAAAUAGUACAAGGAACCAAUCUGAAUGGACAGUGCUUGUGUGCCUGCGAACGACCGACGACACUUCCAAACAACCAACCAAGAAAUUUGCCUCUCGCUGACCAUCGUUCACAACCCAAAUCUAAUCAGCAAACAUUUUUGUCGACUGCACAAGCACGACCACCGCAGUGGAUGAGCCCUAACGGAGCAAGACCUAAUUGGAAACCUUGGUACAGAGCAGAGGUAUUUUAA